AUGGCCGCCUCCACCAUGUCUGUCUGCUCUGACGCUUGCACCAACUCCUCCUGGCAGGUGGAUGACUGCCCAGAGAGCUGCUGUGAGCCUAGCUGCUGUGCCCCCAGCUGCUGCCACUGCUGUGCCCCAGCCCCCUGCCUGACCCUCAUCUGCACCCCAGUGAGCUGUGGGUCCAGCCCCUGCUGCCAAUCUGUCUGUGCUAGCUCCUGUGCACCCUCAUGCUGCCAGCAGUCUAGCUGCCAGCCCUCAUGCUGCCAAUCUUCCUGCUGUGUGCCUGUCUGCUGCACACCCAUCUGCUCAGGAUCCUCCUCCUGCUGCCAGCCCUCAUGCUGCACCUCCUCACCUUGUGUGACCCUUUGCUGCAAGCCUGUCUGCUGCACACCUGUCUGCUCUGGAUCCUCAUGCUGCCAGCAGUCUAGCUGCCAGCCAGCUUGCAGCACCUGCUCUCCUUGCCAGCCAUCCUGCUGUGUGACCCUGUGCUGCAAGCCUGUCUGCUGCACACCCAUCUGCUCUGGAUCCUCAUGCUGCCAGCCCUCAUCCUGCUGUGUGCCUGUCUGCUGCAAGCCUGUCUGCUGCAAGCCCUGCUCCAGCGUGUCCCUGCUCUGCCGCCCUGUGUGCAGACCUGCCUGCUGUGUGCCCAGCUCCUCCUGCUGUGCCUCGUCCUGCCAGCCCAGCUGCUGCAAGCCCUGCUCCAGCAUGUCCCUGAUCUGCCGUCCUGCCUGCUCCAGCCAGCUCCCAGCCAACCCCACCAUGGCCGCCUCCACCAUGUCUGUCUGCUCUGACGCUUGCACCAACUCCUCCUGGCAGGUGGAUGACUGCCCAGAGAGCUGCUGUGAGCCUAGCUGCUGUGCCCCCAGCUGCUGUGCCCCCAGUUGCUGUAUCCCUAGCUGCUGUGCCCCCAGCUGCUGUGCCCCCAGCUGCUGUGCCCCCAGCUGCUGUGUCCCCAGCUGCUGUGCCCCCAGCUGCUGUGCCCCCAGCUGCUGUGCCCCCAGCUGCUGUGUCCCCAGCUGCUGCCAGUCCAGCUGCUGUGCCCCAGCUCCCUGCUUGACCCUCAUCUGCACCCCAGUGAGCUGUGGAUCCGGCCCCUGCUGCCAAUCUGCCUGCAGCAGCUGCUGUACCCCCUCAUGCUGCCAGCAGUCUAGCUGCCAGCCCUCAUGCUGUCAAUCCUCCUGCUGUGUGCCUGUCUGCUGCAAGCCUGUCUGCUGCACACCCAUCUGUUCUGGAUCCUCAUGCUGCUGCCAGCAGUCUAGCUGCCAGCCCUCAUGCUGCACCUCCUCACCUUGUUGUGUGACCCUUUGCUGCAAGCCUGUCUGCUGCACACCAGUCUGCUCUGGGUCUUCCUCCUGCUGCCAGCAGUCUAGCUGCCAGCCCUCAUGCUGCCAAUCCUCCUGCUGUGUGCCUGUCUGCUGCAAGCCUGUCUGCUGCAAGCCCUGCUCCAGCGUGUCCCUGCUCUGCCGCCCUGUGUGCAGACCUGCCUGCUGUGUGCCCAGCUCCUCCUGCUGUGCCUCGUCCUGCCAGCCCAGCUGCUGCAAGCCCUGCUCCAGCAUGUCCCUGAUCUGCCGCCCUGUCUGCUCCCGCCAAGCCUGCUGUGGCCUCUCCUCGGGCCAGAAGUCCAGCUGCUGA
Molecule: messenger RNA, 1623 nt
Organism: Alexandromys fortis (reed vole)
Lineage: Eukaryota; Metazoa; Chordata; Mammalia; Rodentia; Cricetidae
Product: keratin-associated protein 10-1-like
Exons: 3
Coding region: 1-1623 (540 amino acids)
Cellular component (GO): keratin filament
Source: RefSeq, a predicted model, not a curated record